This is a messenger RNA of Miniopterus natalensis, 7296 nucleotides long. The record is from RefSeq and is a predicted model, not a curated record. Lineage: Eukaryota; Metazoa; Chordata; Mammalia; Chiroptera; Miniopteridae.
GGUGCCCGCCGGCCCCCAGUUCCUCCGCUGCCUCCUGAGCCCAGAUGAAGGAUUUCUACCGCGGGGGGAUCCUGCACACCUCCCAUCAUGAGCCUGGGGGUGUGGAAGGGGCCCGGUGCCCCCGGGCGAGGAUGGAGCUGAACUUUGAGAACCCAGCCGUCGUGAGCUGUCCAGGGGUUUCCAGAAUGGGGGCGUAGCCCUGAAGAGGCCCAAGGGUACCCCGUGAGGACCCCCACACCCCCAGAGUGGAGGCUGAGGAGCCCUGGCCAUGCCUCCGCUGCGGCUGGAGCGGGACCCCCGGCAGCAGCGCGGGGUCUCCCUGCUGGUGCGAUAUUUCAUGAUCCCCUGCAACGUUUGCCUGAUCCUGCUGGCCACGGCCACGCUCGGCUUCGCGGUGCUGCUCUUCCUCAACAACUACAAACCUGGGACCCACUUCACCCCAGUGCCCCCAACACCUCCGGAUGCGUGCCGAGGAAUGCUGUGUGGCUUUGGCGCCGUUUGUGAGCCCAGUGCGGAGGCUCCCGGCCGAGCCUCCUGCGUGUGCAAGAAGCGCACCUGCCCCAGCGUGGUGGCGCCCGUUUGUGGCUCCGACGCCUCCACCUACAGCAACGAGUGCGAGCUACAGCGGGCGCAGUGCAGCCAGCAGCGACGCAUCCGCCUGCUCUUCCGAGGGCCCUGUGGGCCCCGCGACCCCUGCUCCAACGUGACCUGCAGCUUUGGCAGCACCUGUGUGCGCUCCGCGGAUGGACAGACAGCCACAUGCCUGUGCCCUGCCACCUGCCGGGGGGCCCCUGAGGGCCCCGUGUGCGGCAGUGAUGGCGCUGACUAUCCCGGCGAAUGCCAGCUCCUGCGCCGCGCCUGUGCCCGCCAAGAGAACAUCUCUAAGAAGUUCGAUGGCCCUUGCGACCCCUGCCAGGGUAUCCUCAGUGACCCUAGCCGCAUAUGCCGCGUGCACCCUCGAACACGGCGCCCCGAGAUGCUCCUACGGCCAGAGAGCUGCCCUCCCCGGCAGGUGCCUGUGUGUGGGGACGAUGGAGUCACCUACGACAACGAGUGUGUCAUGGGCCGCACGGGGGCUGCUCGGGGCAUUGACCUCCAGAAAGUGCGCUCCGGACAGUGCCAGCCUCGAGACCAGUGUCCAGACUCCUGCAGGUUCAAUGCCGUGUGCCUGUCCCGCCGAGGCCGUCCCCGCUGCUCCUGUGACCGCAUCGUCUGUGACGGGGCCUACAGACCCGUGUGCGCCAAGGACGGGCACACAUAUGACAAUGACUGCUGGCGGCAGCAGGCCGAGUGUCAGCAGCAGCGCGACAUUCCCCCCAGGCACCAGGGCCCGUGUGACCAGCCCCCGUCCCCGUGCCUCGGGGUGCAGUGCCUGUUUGGGGCGGUGUGUGCCGUGAAGAACGGGGGAGCUGAGUGCGUGUGCCAGCAGACGUGCCCGAGAGUCUACAGCCCCGUGUGUGGCAGCGACGGGGUCACGUAUGGCAGCACUUGCGAGCUGGAGGCCACCGCCUGCGUCCUGGGGAAGGAGAUCCGUGUGGCUCAUCGAGGACCCUGUGACCGCUGUGGGCAGUGCCGCUUCGGAGCCCUGUGCGAGUCGGAGACAGGGCGCUGCGUGUGCCCCUCGGAGUGUGUGGCCCUAGCCCAGCCUGUGUGCGGCUCUGACGGGAACACGUAUGCCAGCGAGUGUGAGCUUCACGUCCACGCUUGCACACGCCAGAUCAGCCUGCACGUGGCUUCGGCUGGACCCUGCCAGACCUGUGGAGACACAGUGUGUGCCUUCGGGGCAGUGUGCUUGGCGGGGCAGUGCGUGUGUCCCCGGUGUGAGCGCCCCCCACCCGGCCCCGUGUGUGGCAGCGAUGGUGUCACCUACCGCAGCGCCUGUGAGCUCCGCGAGGCCGCCUGCCAGCAGCAGGCCCAGAUCGAGGAGGCCCGGGCGGGGCCCUGUGAGCAGGCCGAGUGUGGCUCAGGAGGCUCCGGCUCCGGGGAGGACAGCGAAUGUGAGCAGGAGCUGUGCCUGCAGCGCGGCGGUGUCUGGGACGAGGACUCCGAAGACGGGCCCUGUGUCUGUGGCUUCAGCUGCCAGGGCGCCCUGAGGAGCCCGGUCUGCGGCUCCGACGGCGUCACCUACGGCACCGAGUGUGAGCUGAAGAAGGCGCGGUGUGAGUCCCAGCGCGAGCUGUACGUCGUGGCCCAGGGAGCCUGCCGAGGUCCCACCAUGGCUCCAAUGCCACCUGCAGUCCCCCUGCACUGCACCCAGACGCCCUUCGGCUGCUGCCAGGAUAACAUCACUGCUGCCCGGGGUGUGGGCCUGGCUGGCUGUCCCAGCUUGUGCCAGUGUAACCCCCAUGGCUCCUACGGUGGCACCUGUGACCCGGGCACAGGCCAGUGCUCCUGCCGCCCAGGGGUGGGGGGCCUCAAGUGUGACCGCUGUGAACCCGGCUUCUGGAACUUCCGUGGCAUCGUCACUGAUGGCCGGAGUGGCUGCACCCCCUGCAGCUGUGACCCUCGGGGUGCUGUGCGGGACGACUGUGAGCAGAUGACCGGGCUGUGCUCCUGUAAGCCUGGGGUGGCUGGACCCAAGUGUGGGCAGUGCCCAGAUGGCCGUGCCCUAGGCCCUGCUGGCUGUGAAUCAGAUUCCUCAGCGCCCAAGACCUGUGCUGAAAUGCACUGUGAGUUUGGGGCAUCCUGCGUGGAGGAGGCUGGCUCCACCCGUUGCGUGUGCCCAACACCCACCUGUCCGGGGGCCAAUGCUACCAAGGUCUGUGGGUCGGAUGGAGUCACCUACGGUAACGAGUGUCAGCUGAGGACCAUUGCCUGCCGCCAGGGCCUGGAUAUCUCUAUCCAGAACCUUGGCCCCUGCCAGGAGGCCGUGGCUUCUGGCGCCCGCCCCACACCUGUGUCUGUGGCUACCUCCGUGCGCUACCUGAGUGAGGCAGCCCCACCCAGUGCCCUCCCCCUGGCUCCUGGCAGUACUCCCCACAGCCGGCCCACCCCUAGACCCUCAUCACACCCUCGGACCACUGCCAGCAUCCCUAGGACCACCAGGAGGCCUGUGCUGACUAUGCCCCCCACGGCACCCCCCUCAGCAGCCAGCCUUGCCACGUUUGCCUUCAGUGAAUCUGGCAGCGCUGACGGGAGUGGCGAUGAGGAGCUGAGUGGGGACCUGGAGGCCAGUGGGGCCGGCUCAGGCGGACUUGAGCCCCCCGAGGGCAGCAGCGCUGUGACCCCUGGGCCACCCAUCGAGAGGGCUUCCUGCUACAACUCACCUUUGGGCUGCUGCUCAGAUGGCAAGACGCCCUCGCUGGAUGCCGAGGGCUCCAACUGUCCUGCCACCAGGGCGUUCCAGGGUGUGCUGGAGCUCGAGGGGGUCGAGGGGCAGGAGCUGUUCUACACACCAGAGAUGGCCGACCCCAAGUCAGAGCUGUUCGGGGAGACGGCCAGGAGCAUCGAGAGUGCACUGGAUGACCUCUUUCGGAACUCGGACGUUAAGAAGGACUUCUGGAGUGUCCGCCUGCGGGACCUGGGGCCCGGCAACACGGUCCGGGCCAUUGUGGAAGUGCACUUUGACCCCACCACAAGCUUCCGGGCACCCGACGUGAGCCAGGCCCUCCUCCGCCAGAUCCAGGCAUCCCGGCGCCGGGCCCUGGGGGUGAGGCGACCACUGCAGGAGCACCUGCGCUUCAUGGACUUUGACUGGUUUCCUGCCUUCUUCACUGGAGCUACCACAGGAGCCACCCCAGCUGCAGCCAUGGCCAGGGCCACUACUGUGGCUUCUUCCACUAUGACCCCUCGGGGCCUCUACCCCAACCACACAAGCAGGCCCGUCAGCAGGACCACAGGCCCCCUCACCACACGCCGGCCCCCCACCACUGCCCCCAGUCGUGUGCCUGGACGCCGGCCCCUGCCCCCAGGCACCCAGCAACUCCUGAGGCCCUGUGACUCCCAGCCCUGCCUCUAUGGGGGGACCUGCCAGGACCAGGACUCAGGUGGAUCUUUCACCUGCAGGUGCCCAGCUGGCAGGGGGGGCACCAUCUGUGAGAAGGCCGUGCACCCCUUGGUGCCGUUCUUCGGGGGCCGCUCCUUCCUGGCCUUCCCCACCCUCCGUGCCUACCACACGCUGCGCCUGGCACUAGAGUUCCGCACGCUGGAGCCGCAGGGGCUGCUGCUGUACAAUGGCAAUGCUCGGGGGAAGGACUUCCUGGCACUGGCACUGCUGGGGGGCCGUGUGCAGCUCAGAUUUGACACAGGUUCAGGGCCCGCGGUGCUGACCAGCACGGUGCCCGUGGAACCUGGCCGGUGGCAUCGCCUGGAGCUGUCUCGGCACUGGCGCCAGGGGACGCUCUCGGUGGAUGGCGAGCCCCCUGUCCUGGGCCAGAGCCCCAGUGGCACCGAUGGCCUCAACCUGGACACAGACCUCUUUGUGGGUGGCGUCCCGGAGGAUCACGCCUCUGUGGUGCUUGAGCGGACCUCUGUCAGUGUGGGCCUCCGGGGCUGCAUCCGCCUGCUGGACGUCAACAACCAGCGACUGGAGCUCAGCAACUGGCAAGGGGCAACCAGAAGCUCCGGCGUGAGCGAGUGCGGGGCCCACCCCUGCCUGCCCAGCCCCUGCCUUGGGGGGGCCCCAUGCCAGGCCCUGGAGGCUGGCAUGUUCCACUGCCAGUGCCCCCCUGGCCGAUUUGGCCCAACCUGUGCCGAGGAGGAGAACCCCUGUGACCCGAACCCCUGCCAUGGGGCAGCCCCCUGCCACGUGCUGCCUGGGGGUGAGGCCACAUGCGAGUGCCCCCUAGGACGAGGGGGCCCUCUCUGCCAAACAGUCUCAGAACGGAACGACCCCCGGCCCUUCCUGGCUGACUUUAACGGCUUCUCCUACCUGGCGCUGAAAGGCCUGCACACAUUUGAGCGGGACCUGGGGGAGAAGAUGGCGCUGGAGGUGGUGUUCCUGGCCCGAGGCCCCAGCGGGCUGCUCCUUUACAAUGGGCAGAAGACAGACGGCAGGGGGGACUUUGUGUCAUUGGCGUUGCGGGACGGCCACCUGGAGUUCCGUUAUGACCUGGGCAAGGGUGCAGCAAUCAUCAGGAGCAAGGAGCCAGUGGCCCUGGGCACCUGGACCAGGGUCUCCCUGGAGCGUAACGGCCGCAAGGGUGCCAUGCGUAUCGGCGACGGGCCCCGAGUGCUGGGCGAGUCCCCGGUGCCGCACACUGUCCUCAACUUGAAGGAGCCGCUCUACCUGGGGGGGGCUCCUGACUUCAGCAAGCUGGCCCGGGCUGCCGCAGUGUCCUCUGGCUUCGAUGGCGCCAUCCAGCGGGUCUCCCUGAAAGGCCACCAGCUGCUGACCCAGGAGCACAUGGUGCAGGCGGUGGACGUCUCGUCCUUCACAGAUCACCCUUGUACCCAAGCCUCAGGCCACCCUUGCCUCAACGGGGCCUCCUGUCUCCCCCGGGAGGCCUCCUACGAGUGCCUGUGUCCUGAGGGCUUCUCGGGCCUGCACUGCGAGAAGGGGCUGAUUGAGAAAUCGGCAGGGGACCUGGACGCACUGGCCUUUGAUGGACGGACCUACAUCGAGUACCUCAAUGCUGUAACGGAGAGCCCCGAAGCUCCAGGUUCCGGGGCCCUUCACAGCGAGAAGGCCCUGCAGAGCGACCACUUUGAGCUGAGCCUGCGCACUGAGGCCACGCAGGGGCUGGUGCUGUGGAGCGGCAAGGCCACGGAGCGGGCUGACUACAUCGCGCUGGCCAUCGUGGAUGGGCGCCUGCAGCUGACCUAUGACCUGGGCUCCCAGCCCGUGGUGCUGCGCUCCACCAUCCCCGUCAACACCAACCGCUGGCUGCGGGUCAGGGCGCACAGGAAACAGCGGGAAGGCUCCCUUCAGGUGGGCAAUGAGGCCCCCGUGACCGGCUCCUCCCCGCUGGGUGCCACACAGCUGGACACUGACGGAACCCUAUGGCUGGGGGGCCUGGAGAAACUGCCCGUGGGUCCAGCCCUGCCCAAGGCUUACGGCACGGGCUUCGUGGGCUGCCUGCGGGACGUGGUGGUGGGGCGGCGACCACUGCAUCUGCUGGAGGACGCCGUCACCAAGCCAGAGCUUCGACCCUGUCCUGCCCCGUGAACCACUGCAAGCCUGCCGCCCACCCUGCUGUAAUUAUUUUAUAUUUUUGUAAACUCGUUGCUUUUUUGAUAUGAUUUUCUUGCCUGCGUUUUGGCUGGAGGGACUCCUGGCCCGGCCUCCCUCCUGUCCAUGCAGGCAAGCUGCAGAGACAAACUCGGUGCCCAGGGACUCGCGGGGCCGGUGUGGCAGCAGGGAGGGCUUGGCUCGGACAGCAGCCUCAGGACGCACCCCUCCACCGCGUCCCAGCCCUCCGCUGUGCUUCCCUGCCUGUUGGCAGACCCCACACACACAUCAAGCUCCAUCUGGCCAGUCUUGUGUCGUCAGAACAGGAAGCUGCUGCCAGGGUUGGAGGGGACCUUCCUAGGCUUCCACUGAGCUGGGCCUUGUCCCACUGUGAGUGGGCCAGUCUCAGCAGGACUCACCUUGAGCCUGGCUGGCCCCUCCUGGGCGUCUUGUGCCAAUACUGUGACUUAGAAAUGACAUUACUGUUGGGGCCACACGGUGUCCCCUGCUCCAGAUGUGUUCACCGUCCAGGGUGCUGGAGAGCAGAGGCCAGGCCCAGGCCUGUUCGGGAGGCCCUAACCCUCAGCUGGCCCUGCCCACCCACCCAGCCACGUUGGACAUGGUUGUGCCCCUUCCUCAGGGCCUAUGAGGAACCUUGAGAGGGAGUGGGCCACUGUGUGGUGUUGACAUCCAUUGCCCACUUGCCUGGUCAGCCAGUGUGCCCCUCUUGAGGACAGGUGUCUAGGCCUGGCCACCAACCGCAGAGUUCUUAAUGCAUUGAUUUUACUUGACAUCUGGGGUCGUGGGGAUGUCAUCUUGGCCCGAGAGCAGCUGAGGACACCACACGACAAGCUCUCACUCCAGUUCUGGUGUGAGGGGUGGUUGUCCUUGUUCAAGAAUGACCAGGGGCCUGCCGGAUGUCUGACCAAGGCCAAGGAGUGGGUACAGGGAUGGCAGAGAUGGCUGCGAAGCCAGAAAUGCCUUAAGCUGCAACAUUGCGUCUCAUCCCGACCCACCCCAUCACUCCACCGCACCCUCCUACCGGUGGGGGUGGCAAUCCCAACUCACACAGCUGGGGCUGGGCUGUCAGGCCCAAGGGCUGAAGGGAGCCCCCGUAUGUCACAUUACUAACUCCAGUCUGUGUCUGUGUCAAUCACCAUGAAAUAAAGUCUGAACACAUUAAAAGA